AUGACUGGCAGCAUCCAGGGUUCUGCAAUUGACGAUGGGUUCGAAACUCUCACCAACCCACCGGACGCCUGGGUUACUGGUCGCUACGCGAUACCGCCUCCAGUCGACUAUCAGCAUUAUGUCGAGCCUGGAGAUGCGCGCAGCGCUGUUGACGACCGGUGCUUUACCGAAUACGGAGCGGUUGAACAUGCCCAUCAUGUCAACAAGACGAUUAAGCCAGCAAAACCCGAACAGAAGCGCCACCGAUCUCGCCAGAUAUCAACCAAGUCGGCGUCUCAUGGCAAGCGCCGCCCUUCGCCUUCCUUCCGCAUCCGUAGCAAAGACGGUGACAGUGUUGUUGUGAGCAAUCCCUUCGUGUUGCGCAAGCCAUCUCGCUCUCAGCCUCGCCCAGAAUCAGAGCAGUCCUCCCAAACAGACGAUCAAAGUCAACACUCUUCGACAACAAUCUCUCGCUCUCGCGCCUUCCAGAUCCGCAUCAGAGGCAAGAAUGGUGAGGAAGCUAUACAUGAAAUCAAGAGGCCAUUGCACUUCGCUUCCCAGUCACAAGGAACGACGCUUGUUGGAGAUGAGUCGGGUCGCGAAGAUGUGAAAUAUUGGUCUGCCAAUCAAUCGUCCUCUAGUCACAAACGCGACCAGAAGCACAACUCCAAAUGUAUGCACCAUCCAAUACGACCCCAUGAGCACAGCACUGAUAAGCCACCUAUAGCAGGACUCGCAACUUUUACCGACUUCGUUGUGGACUUGACCACAGUGGCCUCAUCAAUGGCUGGGAGCACCGUCAGAAUGUCCGGAGCUCUCCCAAAUCCUUCUCCUGCCCCCACCACAGAUACAUCAAGAUCGCGUCUGCUGCCUCCGGAGAGGCCCGCCAGCUCUAUGCAUGAUUCGGUCAUGUCUGUCAGCAGGUAUCCAAGUAAGAGUCCAUCUCGCUCUAUCUCUGACCAUUCCAAGGUCUCAUCAUCAAAGCGCUCAGCCCGUGCUUCUUCACACAAUGAGAUUAUUGUAGUUCCAGAUGAAUCCUUGGAUGGUUCAGUGACAACUCCGUUCACAUCCCUCUCGACUCAUUGCAUUGUAUCAUCCCGGCCCUUAUCUCCAAGUUCAAUUGCCGAGCCCGAAGCAAACGAUGCAGCUAGCAUCUCCGAUCUCAUCACGUCCCAAGGCUCUUCCAACAAGAUCGUCGACAAGAAAUCAUUCAGCGCAUCGUCCGCCCCUCCGUCAGCAUCUUCUCGCAUGUCUUCGAAACGUGUCGUCACUUUAGCUGAGUCCUCAGUGCAGGCACAGGAAGUUCUGGACGACUCACGACCUGCUACCGUGUCACUCAGCAAGCAUAGAGAGAAGAAGCAGGAGGCGUAUUACAACUGGAAGGUUCCAAAAGACUCUUUGUAUUCGAUCUCGACAAAAGACUCAAAGCCUUCAGUUCACCGUCAAGAGUCGAUUGCUCGAGAAAAACUGAGUCGNCUCUCAUUCAGAAAUACCAGUCACUCUGGUGGCGUCACACAGCACAAUGCAGACGCAGCAAGCUGUACAUCAUCCCUGACCCGCCCUGAAGCUCGACAAGCAUUACCUCAAGGAUAUCAACCACCUCCACGCUCGCUAUCAACACAAUCAUCCAGCGCCAGAGAGACCACUGUUGGCUGGAUGCAGGAGACGGCUCACUGUGUACCACUGCCUUCAUCACGCUUGGCUUCGUCCGAACCGAAGACAAGACGAUCAUCAUCAACCUCUAAUCGACAGUCUACUCGCGUGGCAUCACAAAAGUCGGUACAAGACGACCAAGCCUGGAACAAGCCUCUUUCGGCCGCAGCAGCCUCUGGGUGGACGACUAGCAAGCACUCUGGACGCUCCUCCACUGACCGAAUGGGCCAAGAAGCUGGCGCAUGGGAUGAAGCUCCAGCAUGGGAAGAACCGAUUGCCUCGUCAGAUCGCUCGAAGACAUCACGAACAUCGAAAUCAUAUCGAAGCCAAUCACACAAAUCUAUAUCUUCUCACCAUAGUGCCUUCGAAACCACCGAAGAAGCAGACAACGAGCAAGCAUCAUGGGCCGGACAUGAGGAAGGCUCCAAGAGAUCGUCCAGGUCAACACCACCAAUCAACAUCGGAGAGGACUUACUCUAUUACCUCCCUCCACUCUCUGAUAACGAACGACUACCACCACCGAUGCCGAUGCUUACUACCAUCUACGAAGUAUCAGAACCUGCGCCGUCGAACCAUUCACCAAGCAUGUUUACACAGGAAACUACACACUUCGCAAGACCAGGCGCAAUAUCACCUCAUCCCUUGAGCUCUGUUUCUUCAGCAGCAACAGCACGAAAGCCACCAACCAUUGAACUGCACCAACUCGAGUAUCAGAAGCCAUAUGUGGAAAGCAAGUCAAGCUCAAGUGCCUCUUCGGGUGCACAUGAUAAUAGUCGUCUUAGCAGUCGAAGCUCAAGACCGAGUAUGUUGGAGGAACGAGCACAUCACUCGUCAAAAGAAGCCGAUCGUAGCCGUGGCAGUAGAGAAGAAGUAUCAGGAAGUGCACAGUCGUCAAGGAAAAGCCCUGCUCCAACAAAGGCGUCAGGCGGAGGAUGGAAAUUUUGGUAA
Molecule: messenger RNA, 2580 nt
Organism: Aureobasidium vineae
Lineage: Eukaryota; Fungi; Ascomycota; Dothideomycetes; Dothideales; Saccotheciaceae
Source: the annotation of a GenBank genome assembly